Messenger RNA from Phlebotomus argentipes, 3429 nucleotides. RefSeq names its product protein spitz-like. Bases 955 to 1656 code for a protein of 233 amino acids. Gene Ontology annotation, biological process: epidermal growth factor receptor signaling pathway. Lineage: Eukaryota; Metazoa; Arthropoda; Insecta; Diptera; Psychodidae. The record is from RefSeq and is a predicted model, not a curated record. Gene Ontology annotation, molecular function: epidermal growth factor receptor binding; receptor ligand activity. The transcript is spliced from 6 exons.
UAGCGCGAGUGGCGUUGCGAGAGUGCGAUCGGGACUAAAUUUACGGGGAAUGUCUGCGAUGGAAAUUGUUACUGAAGAAAUUCUGUGUGAAGUGGAUGUGUUUUCGUUAGUGUCGUGUGGUGAGUGAGCCAAUUCCACGGGCGAAUACCUUGUGCACGAAGAUAAUUGCAGCGGAGCUGGCGAAUGAAUGGCUGAGGCGAUUUAGAGGAAGAAAAAGUGAAAAUGUCAAUUGACAAAUGAAUGUCGACGAAGUUGCCUUUUUCCACUCUCAUUGUUUGGUUGUGAAGAAAUCCAGUGAAAUAAGCCAGUUUUGCGCCCAGGAGCUCAAGCAGGACACCAAUCUCGGCAAGCAGAGUGGAUUUCACGGUAAUUUUGGUGUUGCACAGCAUCGAGCGCGGAGGAACACAUGAAAAGAUACAUGGAUUUUUUAAUUAAACAACAAUCACAUGAAUUGUGUUGUGUGUGGAAAUUAAAGAAUUAGUGAUCGCGGCUAAUGAGUGAGGACAAUGUCUGUGAAAUUGCCUCUGUGGAAAUCAAUAAGGUGUCGAUGUUGCAUGUAAUUUUCAACUGAAUAAUGAAGUCAAUUGAACAUCAGGCGAGUGUAACGUAAAACCAAAAAACGAGAGAGAGAGAGAGAGAGAGAGAGGAGAACGAGAAGAAAAAGGAAUCAACGAAGGAGAAAAAAAGAUCCAAAACGUAGAAAAUUUAGUGUGAGUGUGUGUUGUUCUCUUCUGACGCGACUUGAAGAAGAGAUCAUCAUUUUUUUAAUACAAAAAGCGUCUCUCUUCACUCACUUUGGGGGAGAGAAUCAAUUGGAAAUUGGAGGAUAUUAGAGGGCGUGGAUUAGAGGGAAGACAGAGCGGAAAAGUGGCGAACAUUGCAAUUUGUGGAGUGACCCAAGAGCAGGAACUCGUGGGAAGUUAUCGUCGACAAGGAGGCAACAGGACAGACACGAUGGAAGUCCAAUCGACUGAGCGAUUGACAAGAUAUUCAACACCAAUCACAUCGAGUGUCUCGUCAUUCAUCACAUCGGACUUUUACAAAUUCCUGGCCCGAUUCUCUGGUCGCAGACGACACAACCUGAAACAGUGGAAAUAUUCAAUUGUACCAAUUCUCCUCUUGUGUUUCUCAACAUUCUUCAGUGGCUCAGAUGCCUGCUCGAGUCGAACGACACCGAAGCCGAGACCUCCAACCCCAACAUCUAGACCAAAUAUUACAUUCCAUACGUAUAAAUGUCCACCGGCCUAUGCAGCUUGGUAUUGUCUUAAUGAAGCUACGUGCUUUACUGUAAAAAUAGGAGAUUCUUUACUAUAUAAUUGCGAGUGUGCCGACGGUUACAUGGGUCCCAGGUGCGAGUACAAGGACUUGGACGGAUCCUACCUGCCUUCGCGACCGAGAGUGAUGCUGGAGACGGCGAGUAUAGCCAGUGGUGUGGCCGUAGCCUUCCUGCUCGUCGUUAUCUUCUGCAUCGUCUUCUAUAUGCGAUGGACUCGUCGGCAGAAGGAGCGCAUGGGUGCGGAGGAGAACGGCAACGGAUGCGAUGUAGUGGACGCCAGGAAUCGCAUGGCAGAGGCUGGUGGUGGGAAUUCGGAGAGGAGGCCGUUCGGGCCACAUCACUACCACAAAGUGUCACUCAGUGAAGCCCUCAAGAGAUAGACUAGCGAAUUUACAGACCCUCUCGCGAGUGGAAAUGCGAAGAAUAUGAACGGAUGAGACAUGAAUCGAAGGAGGAGAGGAGAAAGCUCCUCCGUUCUCUAUUUGAAAGAAGAGGAAGAAAGAGAGAGAGAGAGAAUAUUUAACACAACACAAAAAGGAGAAAAAAGUCAACGAUGUUCUGUAUUUUAGGUCGUAGUAUUAUUAUUUUUAGUUGAUUGUUUUCAUUAACGAUAGUUUUUUUUAUAUAUCAUUUCUUCACGAUAAGUAAGCAAUUUAGCCUAGACGAUAGAGUGAAAAUAUGAGACAAGAAGCCUAUAAAUUCUUCUCACAAAAAAUGAACUACUUAUAGAAACACGACAAAAUUCACACUUUAACACUCUCUAAUAAUCAAUUUAAUAAUUAAUAUUCUAUUUAUUCUGUAUUAAAUGACGAUAGAUUAGAGAGCGAAUCAAUUUCACACAACAUAUGCAAAAAAUACACUCUGGAGGCGUGCAAUGUGUGUUAAACAGUGAAUAAAAAAUGAGCAUCUUUGACAUUGCGAGCGCCUCCAGUAUGAAGGCAAGACAAGAAAAUAUGCAAGUAAAAGGAAAAAUAUACUUUUAGUCAAAAAAAACAAGCAUACUCUAAGCAUUUUAUGUAAAUAUUUACAUAUAAAACAGAUUCAUUCACAAUUAAUUUAUUUGCUUAUAAUUCAUUUAAUAUUAUUAUAAAAAACAUUCUCUAUACUAAAUUGUAGGUGUUAAUUUGGAGAGACAAGAGAGAAGGGAAGAUGAUGGAAAACACACGCAAAAUGGCACGAGAAUAGAUGAAAAAAAAGAAACAUAUAAGAAGCAUUUUUCUACAAUGUAAAUAGAGAAGAAGAAGAAGAGAUAAACAUUUUAGAGACUCCAAGAAGUGCAUUAAAAAAAAUAUUACAACACAUUUUCUAGGAAUGUUUUUGCGAAUAACAAUAUUAGAGAUUAUUCUAAACGUGGGGAGAAGAGAAAAAAAAAUUUACACUAAAUAUUUAAUCACUAUUUGAUUAAAAUCUGUUUUCAGAUCUCGACUUCUUUUUUUAUAAAUAAAAUAAUUAUGAAUAAAGUAAAUUAUUAUAGAGAUGUGAAGUUGUAAGAUGAGAACGAAGGGGAAAGAAAAGUAUUGAACGAUUGGAAAACAAUGACAUUUUUAUCACAAUUUUAUCACACACACACACUCAAGAAUUCACAAUAAGAUUAUAUUAACUUUUAUAGUGACUUUGUAUAUAAUGUAAACAUUGAAAUACUUUAAAAGGAAUGAUUUAAAAGCCGAGUGGAUAAAAUUGAUGAUGGAAAAUUGAGUAAAAAAAAAGAAUCAAACAUCAAGCUUUAAAUUAAUGAAAGUGAAGGAAAUAAUCAAAUGUUUGAAGUCAAAUUAAUGAUGAAAUGCCGCGAAAUAUUCAAUGCUUGUUUGUUAUUUAUAUACAUUAUUACGUGUAAUGGAUAAAGUAACAAAAAAAAAGAGGAAAUCACUAUCCUUAGGAAUUAAGUGCGCUUGAGUCGUGAAGACGACACACAAUACAAUUCUCGCAGCUCCUAACAAUUUAAUUGCAAUAGUUGACAACUUAUCUAAUCAAUUUUUAGUAAGGAUGGAUAACAAGAAAAAUAUAUCAGUGCCGUACCAAAAAGAAUACCUACACAAAGUACACAUAACAUUUCUAGAGACAUAUAGAAUAGCCAAGCAAAAUUCACAGUGAAGAAGAGAGGAAAAAAUGUGUUCGCAUUUUUGUUAUAAAUGUUAAUUUAGCAGUGAAGGAAG